CCGCAGGUUUUCAAAAAGGGCGGGGGAUCAUGGCUGAAGAAACUGUUUCUCAAGAGCUGCGCAGCGCCUCUGAGCUGAGGAUCGUGCUGCUUGGGGGAAACUGGCCUGGGAAGAGUGCAGCAGGAAACACCAUCCUGGGCAGAGAGGAGGGAAGAUCGGGAUUCAUCUUCUCUGCUGUAACAAAGGAGUGUGAGAAGAGAACAGGGGAAGUGUCUGGGAGACGGGUCACUGUGGUCAACACUCCAGACUUGUUACACGCAGACUGGGUUGAGAUUGAGAGAUGUGUUUCUCUGUCUGCCCCGGGACCCCACGCUUUCCUCCUGGUGAUACCCGUGUAUACAAAACAAACGAUUGCCUCUCACCGUGAGUCUAUAGUAGAAGAGAGUUGCAUAUCCUUGGAGACAGUCCAGGAGAUAUUCAGUGAGGAGGCUGUGAGGAGCUACACGAUGCUGCUUUUCACACACGGUGACAAACUGAAAGGCAAGACCAUUGAGGAUUAUAUUCAGAUAGGCAGCAAGGAGCUCCAGCAGCUUGUUGAGAAAUGUGGGAACAGGUACCAUGUUCUCAACAAUGAGGACAGGAGCGAUCGCACUCAGGUCACACAGCUCCUGGACAAGAUAGACAACAUGGUGAAGGGAAACAACCCCAGCUACUACACCAGUGAGAUGUACCAGCAAGCAGAAGAGAAGAUCAGACAAAGACAAGAGGAGAUACUGAAGGAGAAGGAAGAGACAAUACUGAGGGAGGAAGAGGAGCUGAGGGCAAAGCACCUGAAAGAACUAGAGAACAUGAAAACGAAGAUGAGAUUGGAAAUCCAGAAAAGAGACGAGAAGAUCAGAGAGCUGGAGGAGAGGAUCAGAGAGCUGGAGGAAGAGCUGAGGAAAGAACAGGGAGAGAAUCACACGAUCAAACUGGAGGAAGAACUGAGGAGAAAGAGAGAGGAGAGAGAAAGGGCGGAGCGAGAGAAGGAGGAUUGCAUGGAGAAGGGGGAGAGAGAGAGGGGAGAGUACGAGGAGAAACACAGGAGAGAGAUAGAGGCGGUCAGGCAGCGCUACGAGGAAAUCAUCAGACCAGAAGCAGAGAGAUUCAAUGAGUUUAUCAGCACAUAUGAAAAGCCCGCUGAA
This is a messenger RNA of Polyodon spathula (Mississippi paddlefish), 1124 nucleotides long. RefSeq names its product GTPase IMAP family member 4-like. NCBI's taxonomy places the organism in Eukaryota, Metazoa, Chordata, Actinopteri, Acipenseriformes, Polyodontidae. The transcript has 2 exons. The record is from RefSeq and is a predicted model, not a curated record. Gene Ontology annotation, molecular function: GTP binding. The annotation marks the transcript as partial.